AUGACCGACCGCUCUGCGCGGCCCUCGCCGCAUCGGUCCUCAUCGGCACUCGCACCUGCCAACUAUGCUUCAGACUCCGCCUCUGUUCGCCCUCGAAAUCGACGCCUUGCUAGCACACUCGAUGAUGACAGUGAUACCGCUACGUCCCGCGAAGCCAGCCGCUCCCGCCGUGGCCGUAACCUCAAUGUACACGAUACUACAACCUCUGCUUCACCUGCACGAAGUUAUGGUCUCUUGUCAGCCUUGAGUCCUGAUAACAGCCGUUCUGCGAGCCCUCUUCCCCAAGAUCGAGGGACUGCCGUACCACACCGUACCAAUAGCGCAGCGAACCUCUCCAAUUUCUUAAACGACUCGUUGACGUCGAGCUGGGCUUCCAUUCAGGGGUUUACGUCCUCUCUCAUAUCGGGCGACAAUGGCGCAGCCAGGAGGAGCCAAUCCCAUAAUCGAGCAGGAUCUCGACCUGGGACAUGGGGCAGGGACUUCUCCAGUAGCGGUAGCUCGAAGAAGACAGGUGGUGCGUGGGGUCCCGCGCCUCCCAAGGAGCCAAAUCUAAAUGACGUGGGCGCUGGAUCUCGGGAAGAGCGCGAAGCUGCUUUGAAAGCUGCGAAGAGGGCCAUGGUGUUAGAAAGCCACGAUGGUGUUAACGGAGGACUAGAUGUCAGUGGGAAACACAAACGCCGCAACUCCGACGAAUCUGCACCCGAACAGUCUCAGCCUGAGGAGUAUUUGGUCUACAUUCACAAAGUCGAGCCCAGCGACACUUAUGCGGGCUUGAUUCUGAGAUACCAGUGCCGCGAAGAUGCAUUCAGAAAGGCCAAUGGGCUCUGGACGCGGGACAGCGUACAGGUGCGCAAAUAUUUGACGAUUCCAGUCGAUGCUUGCGAUAUUCGUGGGCGACCUUGUGAUCCACCAUCAUGGCACAAUGCGCAUGGUGUUGAUCUGCUUGCUCCAACCCCUGCUGCGGAAGAGAGCGCACCGGCAGUCCACGAUGACUUCUUCAGCAGUCGACCAACUAACGGAACACCAUCGGCAACCCAGUCAGUCGAAGAAGACAGACCAUGGACACACGUACGAUGGGUCAAAAUCGACUCAUUCUCACAACCAGUAGAGAUCGCACGAGUCGCACGGAAUGCUAUGGGUUACUUUCCACCUCGCCGAAAGAAGAGUAUUAGGACUAUUUCAACUCUCUCGACGCCCCGGCAAAGUCUAGAUCUAUCAAGCAAUCCGCCUGGGUCUACGGGCACCUCGUCCCGUCGUCAAAGCUCUCUCGGACAUCGGCCGCAGCUUUCGAAUACCGUUAUGUCAAGCCCAGUCCGAGGCACAGGCACAAUUAGCGAAGCCGGCGAGUCUUUGCCUGCCUGGAUGCGUCGACCCGGAGGUGUUGGUUCAAUGGGCAUGGGGACACGAGCCCCAGGGCCAGACAAAGACUAUCUUAAUACGUGGACCAAGAAGCAUUUGCCUGGUCUAACACUGGAAGGCAUUCCCUCCAUGUCUAUAAUGGGCUCAGAAACAGCUCACUUUGGUUUCAAAUCCGGGGAGUCGUCAACCAUUGUAGAAAACUCCACCGGAGAGGGCCAAGAUUCUACCUCCACGCAACAGGGCAACGGGUUAGACAAGGCGGCUGCUGCGGUAGAAACUUGGCUAAGAGGCGCUCUUUCGCGCAAACCAAGCUCGCAACUGGAACGAAUACGUGGAAUGCCCGAGGGAAGGCCUGAACGGAACGGUGAUCUUAUAGAGUUGACUGACACUGGUAGUGAUGAUGGAGGGCCAUCAGCAGGAGCCCCGUCCGGCCUGCUGGAGUCCCUACAGAUCACGAGCAGUGGUCGGAGUGAUUAUGAAGGAGGCAUCCGGGGAAGGGUGGCAGUCAAAGGCGGUAAGGACGAUUAG
Messenger RNA from Fusarium coffeatum, 1887 nucleotides. RefSeq lists its product as uncharacterized. The coding region runs from base 1 to 1887 and encodes 628 amino acids. The transcript has a single exon. NCBI's taxonomy places the organism in Eukaryota, Fungi, Ascomycota, Sordariomycetes, Hypocreales, Nectriaceae. The record is from RefSeq and is a predicted model, not a curated record.